Molecule: messenger RNA, 1029 nt
Organism: Penicillium robsamsonii
Lineage: Eukaryota; Fungi; Ascomycota; Eurotiomycetes; Eurotiales; Aspergillaceae
Product: endonuclease/exonuclease/phosphatase family protein
Exons: 1
Coding region: 1-1029 (342 amino acids)
Biological process (GO): double-strand break repair
Cellular component (GO): PML body; cytoplasm
Molecular function (GO): 5'-tyrosyl-DNA phosphodiesterase activity; single-stranded DNA binding
Source: RefSeq, a predicted model, not a curated record
AUGGAUAUCUACGCACGUGUUCGGACAAGCAUAACAUCCUGGAGACACGACACACCUCUUCCAACCGAUCUACCAGGAGAUCCAAAAUUCCAGUCCUGGCACCAGUUCGACCCCAACUCCCAGCAAUGGAAUCCAGUAAGCGCGACUGAAAAUGCAGAGUCACCCCGCGUCGAUGAACCAUCAUCCGAUUUAGUACUCUUAACAUGGAACAUCGACGCAUUAUCCGAGCGGACACAAGAACGCAUCACUGAAAUUCUCACAUUCAUCACCCACCUGGAUUCCAAGGUGGACGUGAUAUUCCUGCAAGAAGUCUCACAGCGGGGUUUGCGACUGAUUUUGAGCGACGAGCGUAUUCGAGCAUCGUGGUUUUCGAGCGAACACGAGAACUCGCCGACCAGACAUUCUUUUACCACGAUGACGUUAGUAUCUAAAACACGCUUUUCACGACCAGGCUCCAAGGUGAGCAGGUUCGCUCUAGGGCCUAUGUGGAGGGUAGCGUUUCCUAGUCACUUUGGAAGGGAUGUAUUAUUUUGUGAUCUGUUUGUUCCUUCACCUACAGACGCUUCUUCUACCACACGAGUACGACUUGCAAACGUUCAUCUGGAUUCCCUGCCUAUCCAACCUUCUCACAGACCCCAACAACUCUCUAUUGUCUCCUCUUUCCUGCGUAGUGCAGGCCGUGGGCUGGUUGCUGGUGACUUUAACCCCGUUUUGGAUGAAGAUGCCGUCCUGAUAGAGUCCAAUGGACUUACAGAUGCCUGGUUAGCCCUUCAGCCUGAAGAACCUGGGUAUACAUGGGGAGCGGAUGGGAAGCAAAGAUUUCCGCCGAAUCGGAUGGAUAGAAUUGCGCUGCUUGGUCUCAAAGCGCGUGGUAUUGAAAUAUUGGAGGCUCGGCGAGUGGGGGAGUUGGAUGGACGACAGAACUCGCAAAGUGAGACGAAUAUUCCUGAGUCCCAGGACACUGAGCCUACAGCUAUACCCUGGAGCGAUCACCAUGCUUUGCUUUGUUCUUUUGCACUUGAAGAGUGA